AUGAUAUUUGUACUACUUUUAUUGAUAUCUUAAACAAAUGCUCUUUAUUCAAAGAAACUAUACAGAACUAGAGGCUUUAAUGCUGUAGAAAUUGAUCUAGGAAAUUAUGAUGAAUUGAGUAAAGGGUCAAUUACAAUCAAUAUAAUACUAGAAAACAAUUCAUUUUCAACUGUUCCAUUUCUAGCUUAUUGCAACACAAAAAACUAAUAAAUAAUAAAAUCGAUAGUUAGCUCUCCUGAAUCAAUUAAAUAAUAAUUAGAAUCAAACAAGUAAUCAUCAAUAUAAUAAUUAGAAAAAUAUGUGUUUUUGAUAACAAUGCUAUGAUAUAUUCAUAACGCAUUUAAUAGAUUGUGUUAUCAGAUCAAGUAAAUGAAGAUAACGAAUAGGCUUAUAAUAAAUUUAGUAUCUAUAAGUUAUCCGAAAAACAAAUUUCAAUUUACAUCUACUCAUCGGAUGAUGCUUAAUAUAAUAUUAUAUUAAAAAGUUCUUAGAAUGGAGAAUGUUAUAAGUUAUAAUAUAAAAUAAUGUAGUUAAUGUAACAAUAAUGGAUUGUGUAUUAGUAAUUAAAUACUUUUCUGUUAAUGCAAUGAAGGCUAUUUAGACAGCACUUGUUAAUUGUAAAGUACUGUAAUAUUUGCUCCAAGCUUAGUUUAAGUAUAAUAAGAUUGUAAUUAUAGUUUGAAAUGAAAUAAUAAACUUUUAAAAAUAUUCUAACUAUCCCUUUGAAAGAGAAAUCAACAUCAUUAUAAAUUGAAGUAAAUUCAAGUGCAAGAAUAAUUACAUAUCUUGGAUGUCAACGUGAUAAAGAUUAUAUACCAUUCUAUUAGAGCAAUUCAUUUUAUUAAAAUGAAAUUUCAUCUGGAAUUUUAAAAUUUUCUAAGGAUGAUAUUUAAUAUUGUUAAGAAAACACAAAUAAAAUUGAAUCAAUGUUAGGAUUUAAUUUGGAUAAUUAUAUAAUAUUAUUAUUAGUAAAUGAUUAAAAUUAUAAUACCUAAGUAGAAUUAAAACUCUUCAUUGAGAGCAGUUAAGAAGAUACUUCUGGAUUAGAAAUAUAUUAUAUUUUGGCAGGUGCUUUAGGUGCUCUUAUUAUUGCAUUGCUUAUAAUUAUAUGUGUUAUAUAUUUUCAAAGAAAAGCAAGAAGAAUAAAUACUGGACCAUAAAAUGGCUAAAAUUCGGGAUUGGAUUCAUCUAAAAGAAAAUAUAAUCUAAAUUUUAAAUAGGAUUAUAUUCCAGUAGAAUUAUAUGAAUAAAUUAUUCAAGAAUAUCCUGGAUUAGUUGAAAUUUCAGAUUGUUAAAUUUGUCUUGUUGAAUUUUAGAAAUAAGAUUUAGUUAAAUUAACAUAUUGUCUACAUUUGUUUCAUUCAACGUGCAUCGAUGAAUGGAGAAGAAGAAAUUAAGUAAAUAAGUUAUAAAUUAAUAUAGACAUGUCCAUUUUGUAGAGAUGAUUUAACAAAGAAAAAACGUAUACAGUAAAGACAAGAAGAAUAAAUUUAUUAGUUGGGAGUAAUUUCAGGGGAUGCAAUGUAAAUAGAUGAAAACAAACUUGCUGAAAUUUAAAAACGUGAAUAAAGAUUGAAAUAAUUAUAAUGUAAUGUUUAUUAUUCAUAUUUUUAGAAACAUCUUCACCUGAUUCUGCAAAUGCAGCAUAAAUGAAGGAAAACACGCCAUCACCAUUUUUCAAAGGAGAUUUAGUGAAUUAGUAGCUCUGCUUAUAAUAAGAAAAAUGA
Messenger RNA from Paramecium sonneborni, 1727 nucleotides. The record is from the annotation of a GenBank genome assembly. NCBI's taxonomy places the organism in Eukaryota, Ciliophora, Oligohymenophorea, Peniculida, Parameciidae.